Messenger RNA from Piliocolobus tephrosceles (Ugandan red Colobus), 1522 nucleotides. RefSeq names its product cAMP responsive element binding protein 3 like 3 (gene CREB3L3). NCBI's taxonomy places the organism in Eukaryota, Metazoa, Chordata, Mammalia, Primates, Cercopithecidae. The transcript has 10 exons. The record is from RefSeq and is a predicted model, not a curated record. Gene Ontology annotation, molecular function: RNA polymerase II cis-regulatory region sequence-specific DNA binding; DNA-binding transcription factor activity, RNA polymerase II-specific. Bases 114 to 1499 code for a protein of 461 amino acids. Gene Ontology annotation, cellular component: nucleus. Gene Ontology annotation, biological process: regulation of transcription by RNA polymerase II.
GAGCCACAGAGGGCUGUGAGCUUGCCCGGCCCUGGGUAACGCUGGUGGUGGGUGGGCCUCCAGCUUGGAGCAGAGACCCCCCCAAGCAUCUGCAGACAGAGCUGGAUGGACCCAUGAAUAUGGAUUUAGCUGCUGAAAAGAUGGCUUGUUCUGCCUGCCCCAUGGACCCCAUCGACAGCUUUGAGCUCCUGGAUCUCCUGUUUGACCGGCAGGACGGCAUCCUGAGACAUGUGGAGCUGGGCGACGACUGGGGCCACGUCAAAGACCAGCAGGUCCAGCCACACCCCAACCCUGACGACUUCCUCAGCUCCGUCCUGGGCUCCGGAGACUCACUGCCCAGCUCCCCACUCUGGUCCCCCGAAGGCAGUGAUAGUGGCGUCUCUGAAGACCUCCCCUCCGACCCCCAGGACACCCCUCCACGCAGCGGACCGGCCGCCUCCCCAGCCGGCUGCCAUCCUGCCCAGCCUGGCAAAGGGCCCUGCCUCUCCUAUCAUCCUGGCAACUCUUGCCCCACCACACCCCCAGGGCCAGUGGUCCAAGUGCCUGAAGCCUCUGUGACCAUAGACCUGGAAAUGUGGAGCCCAGGAGGAAGGACCUAUGCUGAGAAACAGGCUGACCCGGUGCACGUGUCCCCGCGAUGCAAUCUCACCGUGAAAGAUCUCCUCCUUUCGGGCAGCAGCGGGGACCUGCAACAGCAUCACCUGGGGGUCUCCCACCUCCUGAGACCUGGGGCUGAGCACUGUCGGGAGCUGGUGCUCACUGAGGAUGAGAAAAAGCUGCUGGCUAAAGAAGGCAUCACCCUGCCCACUCAGCUGCCCCUCACUAAAUACGAGGAGCGAGUGCUGAAAAAAAUCCGCCGGAAAAUCCGGAACAAGCAGUCGGCCCAAGAAAGCAGGAAGAAGAAAAAGGAAUAUAUCGACGGCCUGGAGUCUCGGAUGUCAGCUUGCGCUGCUCAGAAUCAGGAGUUACAGAGGAAAGUCUUGCAUCUCGAGAAGCAAAACCUGUCCCUCUUGGAGCAGCUGAAGAAACUCCAGGCCAUUGUGGUACAGUCCACCAGCAAGUCAGCCCAGACAGGCACCUGUGUCGUGGUCCUGUUGCUGUCCUUUGCCCUCAUCAUCUUCCCCUCCAUCAGCCCUUUUGGCCCUAACAAAGCCGAGAGCCCCGGGGACUUUGUGCCUGUGCGAGUGUUCUCCAGAACUUUGCACAAUGAUGCUGCCUCCCGUGUGACCUCUGAUGCUGUGCCGGGCUCCGAGGCCCCAGGACCUCAACCCGAGGCUGACACAACUCGAGAAGGGUCUCCAGGAAGCCCCGGGGCAGACUGGGGCUUCCAGGACACUGCGAACCUGACCAAUUCGACGGAGGAGGUGGACAAUGCCACCCUGGUCCUGAGGAAUGCAACAGAGGGGCUGGGCCAGGUCGCCCUGCUGGACUGGGUGGCACCUGAGCCAAGCACUGGCUCAGGUCGUGCAGGGCUGGAGGCAGUGGGAGACGAGCUGUGAGCUCCGCCAGGACUAUGCUCCCA